AGCGCGGUGCAGCUUUUUUAAAGGAAAAAGAUGAUGAGCUGUUUUUUGCAAUCACCAGGUCGCUUCGAGCACAGCCAAAUUUUCUGCCUUCCCGUGCUGACUUGCUGCGGUUUUUACGACAAAGACCGGACGAAAAAAUACCCAUUCCGCUUGCUAACUAUGAGCAGUCUUUUACAGGACAAUGUUCUCCUGACUUUCUUGACGAAUUUUUUGUCAAAUCAGACACAUAUUGUGCAAGGUUCUGGAGUGCUUACCUUAAUCAAAUUGCUGAACCACCAGCAUAUGCUACAACAGAAGAUUCAUUCCAUUCAUUUUGGGACAGUUUAAUAGUCUUGCCAAUCAGACUUGGUUGCCCUGAACUACAGUGGAACAGAAACAGUAGUAAUCACACCUCUACCAAGAACCUAAGGCCUGAUGUGUCAUGUUUAGUCAAGUAUGCAUGCCUUGCAAGAGGUGAAGAAAAGGGACCAGGAAAUACUGCUGAUCCAGCUGCAGAGCUAACAGACAAACUACAAUGGAUGUAUGUGAUGAAACACUAUGAUUCCAGUGAGGUGGUCAAAAAUCUUUGGAAUCUUUAUCAGCAGAUGGAAGGGCAAGUGCCUUUCAUUGAUCAUGUAAUCAGUGUUCAGUCUCACAAACUAUUGUUUGAACCAAAGGGUCAAAAAUGCAUGCCCUCUUCCAUUAAAGAGUUAAUUGAAGCAUUGGUCUGUGUUUUGUCAGCUUUGAAGGCCCUUCAUAGCAUGUAUUUAAUGCAUCGUGAUGUACAAUGGGAAAAUGUAAUGAAGCAUACAGAUUGCCAGGAAUGGUUUCUUAUUAAUUUUGAUGAUGCCUGCCAAUCUCCUUCAGCUACUGCAUACACAAAAAUGACUGUACAUAAUCAUGCACCUGAGAUGCAAUUAGGUUCUCAUGACAAGAGUGUUGACAUGUGGUCAGUAGGCUAUUUGAUUACAUCAAUUAGAAGCAGAGAUUCUGAACUUGAUAAGUAUGCUAGAAUAUUAAUGCAUGAUAAUCCUCAAGGAAGACCAACUGCUGAGGAAGCACUACAAUGGCUUUCAUCAUAUACUAGUUAA
Messenger RNA from Paraglomus brasilianum, 1070 nucleotides. The record is from the annotation of a GenBank genome assembly. Lineage: Eukaryota; Fungi; Glomeromycota; Glomeromycetes; Paraglomerales; Paraglomeraceae.